Puccinia graminis f. sp. tritici CRL 75-36-700-3 is the source of this 975-nucleotide messenger RNA. RefSeq lists its product as uncharacterized. Gene Ontology annotation, biological process: phosphatidylinositol phosphate biosynthetic process; inositol phosphate biosynthetic process. The record is from RefSeq and is a predicted model, not a curated record. Gene Ontology annotation, molecular function: inositol-1,4,5,6-tetrakisphosphate 3-kinase activity; inositol hexakisphosphate kinase activity. Lineage: Eukaryota; Fungi; Basidiomycota; Pucciniomycetes; Pucciniales; Pucciniaceae. The transcript has 2 exons. The coding region runs from base 1 to 975 and encodes 324 amino acids. Gene Ontology annotation, cellular component: nucleus; cytoplasm.
AUGCCAACCACUAUUCCACAGGCGGGUGGUCAUCAGGAUCAAGUCUCCAUCAACUCAACCCAGCCAGACAAGAUCAUCAAGAAGACCAAUCACAACGAACUGGAGUUCUACCAAAACCUAGUCAACCAACUAGAACACCACCACCAUCUCAAACCAGAAGAUUGGAGACCUCAAUUCUUCGGCACAACUAACCAUCAUCAUCACCACCAGCAAACGCAAACAACAGCCAAGCAGCAGCAGCAGGACGAACACGUAUUCAUCCUACUCGAAAACUUAACCUAUAAAAGAUCCGAACCGGCUCAGCUAUUCAUCCAUCCAAACGUAAUCGAUAUCAAGUUAGGACAGAGAUUAUACGAUGAUCGAGCCACACCAGAGAAACAGGAACGCAUGAACAGGGCCGCACUCGAGACAACCUCUGCCAAAUUCGGCAUUCGUUUGACGGGUGCUCAGCUCUGGAGUAACCUCAACGGAGAGUAUUCGAGUGUCCCAAAAUCAUUCGGGAAAUCGAUCAAACCGGAUGGAUCAGACCUACAGACCAACUUCAACAGUCUCUUUCCAAUCUCAAACCACAAGAAACAGGAUGAAGAUGAUCAUCAUCAUCAUCAUCUAACAUAUUCCACUCAGGGAUUACCAUCCAACCUACUCAAGAUAAUCAUCGAUCGAUCGAUCAUCCCAAAGAUUCAAACCAUCCAAGCCUAUCUCUCAUCCUUCAACUGGAGAAUCUAUGGUGCCAGUCUAUUGAUCGUCUUCGAAGCCGACCUCACCACUCUCCAAACCAUUCUCGCCUCAUCUACUACUACUACAACUACAACUACUACUCAGCCAGAUCAUUAUCACCUGGCUUCCGUUAAGGUCAUCGAUUUCGCACAUGUUGAACUGGCUGAUAGUCCUGAUCAAGGACUCCUAAAAGGCAUCCAAUCCACCUUGGAUCUCUUCCAUCAACUCUCUCAACAACUUCCCUCCGAUCUAACUUGA